This is a messenger RNA of Fopius arisanus, 1346 nucleotides long. RefSeq names its product syntaxin 17 (gene Syx17). The record is from RefSeq and is a predicted model, not a curated record. The coding region runs from base 221 to 1117 and encodes 298 amino acids. The transcript has 5 exons. Gene Ontology annotation, biological process: vesicle fusion; vesicle-mediated transport; intracellular protein transport. Lineage: Eukaryota; Metazoa; Arthropoda; Insecta; Hymenoptera; Braconidae. Gene Ontology annotation, molecular function: SNAP receptor activity; SNARE binding. Gene Ontology annotation, cellular component: SNARE complex; endomembrane system; membrane.
UACGCAUGACAUCGUAAACGCGCACUUGACAAUUCUUCAAUACUGUGUUAUGAAGAAAUUUCGUUUCAUACCUCAACACAUUCAAAUAAACUUAAGAAUUCACCAUGAAUAAAAAAACAUCUGAGUAAUCAAUAAAGAGGGUGAACUAUAACGAGCAAUACAUCGCACCAUAAUAAGAUAAGAGUACACCACAAUCAUUACAUAUAAGUUACAAUUCAUAAUGUCGAGUGAGAAUAUUUCGAUGAAACAACCAAUUCGCUGGCUACAAAUACCCAUCAGCAAAUUCAACGAUGUUGCAAUACCACAUCACUUGGAUCUCUUGCGAAGACAUAAAGAUAAUCUCAAGAAAUACGAGAGACUCAGGGAUUGGGAUAAGAUACAAAAGGAACAGAUCAAUGCAUCUAGAUUAGUUAAACAAUUGGAACAACUAUUGUAUGAAAUGGAUACCUUGAGGGGCCAAGUCGAGGACAGAGACAUUGAUAAAUUCGACAAACUAACAGCCAAGGCCAGAGCAAGCACGAUCAAUGCUAUUCAAGAGUAUUUAGACAUGAAGUUCGAACCUCCUCCGAAAGUCCCCGCACAGGACGAUAAUUCAGAGGACUCGGGACUUCAUGGUGACAAGGCCUUUCUCAACCUUCAGACUGAGAUAGAAGACUUGAGGAGACAGGAAGCCUGUCUUCAUGCGUGGAAUUCACUCCAAGGUGAAUUACAACAAUUGCAUCAACUUUUCGUAGACUUCAAUAAAUUAAUUCACGACCAACGAGAGCGUGUCGAUACUAUAGAAGAUAAUAUCGUCGAAACGGAGGAUAACGUUACGGGUGGAGCAAAAUUUCUUCAGAGAGCUGCUAAAUUCAAAGUUGCUACCUACCCAAUUGCUGGGGCAUUGAUUGGUUCAUGUAUUGGUGGGCCUAUUGGAUUAAUGGCUGGGCUAAAGCUCGGGGGCCUUACUGCUAUUGGAGGUGGACUAUUAGGAUUUACUGGAGCCACGAUUAUAAAGAAAAAGCACUUAGAGAGUCUCAAAAGAAAUGAAAACCUCACUGAACUGAAACCCACAGGAGCACACAAAGGCCUCACCCUCUUGGAGACUAACUCAGAAUCAACGAAAAAAAUUUUGUGACAUUCAGGGAAACCGCAACAGCACGACUCGAAAUUGUGUGGAAUUCUUUAACCUGCUUUAAAAAUUGUUCAUGCGUUUUCAUUGUUUUCAAUGAAUGAACAAUCAAGUGUGUUUAGUCACUAAACAAGUCUGGAAUUAUCAACAUUUCUCCGAUUGACUUCAUAAUAUUUUAAUACGGAUUGUACACUAUGAUUUUGCGAAACUUGAAAAAUAAAAAGUUUAAUAUGAA